Adineta steineri is the source of this 756-nucleotide messenger RNA. The record is from the annotation of a GenBank genome assembly. NCBI's taxonomy places the organism in Eukaryota, Metazoa, Rotifera, Eurotatoria, Adinetida, Adinetidae.
AUGGCAAAAUAUACCAUAGUUUUAGUUCGUCACGGUGAAAGUGAAUGGAAUCAAAAAAAUUUAUUUUGUGGUUGGUAUGAUGCAGAUUUAUCUGAUAAAGGUGUUGAAGAAGCUAAAAAAGCUGGCAAAUGGUUAAAAGAAAGAAAAAUUACAUUUGAUAUAGCAUAUACAUCGGUAUUAAAACGAGCAAUAAAAACACUUUAUUUAAUUCAAGAAGAAUUAGAUCUUCAUUGGAUUCCUGUUUAUCGUCAUUGGCGUCUUAAUGAACGUAUGUAUGGAGCUUUACAAGGUAAAAAUAAAGCUGAAACAGCAGCUAAAUAUGGUGAAGAUCAAGUCAAAAUUUGGCGUCGUGCUUAUGAUAUUCCACCACCAGAACUUGAAGAAUCAAGUGAAUAUAAUCCACGAAAUGAUCCAAAAUUUCAAACUCUUGAUAGACGUGUAUUACCAUUAACUGAAUGUUUAAAGAAUACAGUUGAACGUGCAUUACCUUAUUGGCAUGAUAAUAUUGUACCAUCGAUACGUUCAGGUAAAAAAGUACUUAUCUGUGCUCAUGGUAAUUCACUUCGAGCAUUGGUUAAAUAUCUUGAUAAAGUACCUGAUGAAGAAAUUGUUGAACUUAAUAUACCAACAGGCAUUCCAUUAGUUUAUGAAUUAGAUGAAGAUUUAAAUCCAAUAAAACAUUAUUAUGUUGCACCCGAUGAUGUUGUUAAAAAAGCUAUCGAUGAUGUUGCUAAUCAAGGAAAAGCAAAGAAAUAA